Messenger RNA from Striga hermonthica, 2304 nucleotides. Lineage: Eukaryota; Viridiplantae; Streptophyta; Magnoliopsida; Lamiales; Orobanchaceae. The record is from the annotation of a GenBank genome assembly.
AUGGGUAAAUCCUCCAAGAAAUCUGCUUCUAAGAUAUCUGCUCCUGCGGCCAUUGCUGCUUCUGCUCCUACCAAGCCUUUAAAGAAAGGCAAGAGAGAAGCAGAAGACGUUGUCGAGAAGGAAGUGGUUAGUGCUAAGAAACAGAAAGUAGAGGGGAAGAAGAGUGUGUUGAAGCCUGAGAAGAAGCCCGUGAAGCUGGAAUCCUCGAGCGAAGAGGAUACUUCUUCAGAUUCUGAGCAAGAGGCCAAGGUCAAGGUCAAGGUUGGUGCCAAGAACGGGCAUGUGGAUUCUGACCCAAAGAAGCCUGCAGUUGCAGCAAAUAAUGGCCUCCCAGUAACCAACAGAAAGGCAGUAGCAAGUGAUGAUUCAGACUCUUCCUCAGAAGAAGAAUCCAGUUCAGACGAGGAAGAAUCUGCCCUUAAGAAGGCCCCAGCUCCUGCUUCUACCAAGAAGCAGGAGGAAUCAAGUGAUGAUUCUGAUUCUUCAUCUGAGGAUGACACUUCUGAUGAGGAUGUUGCUGCAGCAAAGAAAGCUUCUCCUGCUGCAAGUCAAAAAAAACUUGAAGUGUCUGCAAAGAAGGGCCCAGCUCCUGCUCCUGCCAAGAAGCAGGACGAAUCAAGUGACGAUUCUGAUUCAUCAUCCGAGGAUGACAGUUCUGAUGAGGAUGUGGCUGCAGCAAAGAAAGCUUCUCCUGCAAAGAAGGGCCCAGCUCCUGCUCCUGCCAAGAAGCAGGACGAAUCAAGUGAUGAUUCUGAUUCUUCAUCCGAGGAUGACAGUUCUGAUGAGGAUGUUGCUGCAGCAAAGAAAGCUUUUCCUGCUGCGAGUCAAAAAAAAGUUGAAGUGUCUACAAAGAAGAAAGAUGAGUCCAGCAGUGAGGAUUCUGACUCUUCUGAAGAUGAGACCGAUUCUGAAGAGGAUGCUGCCCCAGCCAAAAAGGCUCCUGUGCCCCCUGCAAACAAGGGCCCUGUAGCUGCUACCAAAAAGAAGAAUGACUCGAGCAGCGAUGAGAGCUCGGAUGAAGAUGUACCAUCUAAGAAAUCAGAAGCUGUCGCAAAGAAGGAUGAGUCGAGUGAGGAGUCAGAGUCAGAUGAUAGUAGCAGUUCAGAGGAGGAUGUUCCUAAAGCUGCUGCUGUCAAAAGAACCACUGCUGAACCAAAACAGGCAAAGAAGGAUGGAAGCUCUGAAGACGAGAGUUCUGAUGAGGAGCCUCAAAAGAAAAAGAUCAAGCCAUCUGGAGCUCCAAAUGCUGUUAAAUCAAGUGAGGGUGUUGCAGGAGAUGACAGCAGCAGUGAGGAAGAAAGUUCCGAUGAUGAUGAACCUACAAAAACACAGGGGACAAAGAAGUCUGCCACAGUCUCAAAGAAGGAAAGUAGUUCAGAGGAAUCAUCUGAUGAAGAAUCUUCAGAGGAAGAAGACAAACCUCCAAAAACUCCCAAGAAAGCUGACACUGAUGUGGAAAUGACUGACGCAACAGCUACAAAGGCAUAUGCUGCGAAAGGGAUUGACAAAACUCCCCAGACCCCAAGCACUCCAAAAGAGCAGUCAACUGGCUCCAAAACUCUUUGGGUUGCGAAUCUAUCCUUCUCCGUUGAGCGAGCGGAUGUUGAGAAUUUCUUCAAGUCUGCUGGAGAAGUUGUUGAUAUUCGCUUUGGCAUGAAUGCUGACAAUUCAUUUAGAGGUUUUGGUCAUGUCGAGUUUGCCACUUCUGAACAAGCACAGAAGGCUUUGAAUGAACUGAAUGAUGUGGAGUUGUUGGGCCGUCGUGUGAGACUUGACCUUGCUAGGGAAAGGGGAGCAUACACCCCAACUAGUGGAGAUUCACAAUCUUUCCAGAAGGGACCAAGAGCUCAGGGUCAGACAGUAUUUGUUCGUGGAUUUGAUAGAAAUUACAGUGAAGAUCAGGUUAGGAGCUCAUUGGAAGAUCAUUUUGGUUCUUGUGGUGAAAUUACGAGAGUUUCCAUUCCCAGCGAUGCAGAGGGUUCUGUUAAAGGCAUAGCAUAUAUCGACUUCAAGGAUUCAGAUGCUUUCAACAAGGCUUUGGAACUCAAUGGAUCCGACUUUGGUGAGGGCACCACCCUCACCGUUGUGGUUGCUAACUCUAGAAGUGACUCUAGAUCUGGCAGUGGCGGCAGAGGUGGUGGGCGUGGCCGGGGUUUUGGUGCCAGAUCUGGCGGCCGUGGCCGGGGGGACUUUGGUGGUAGAUCUGGCGGCCGAUUUGGUAGUGGUAGGGGUCGAGGACCUUCCAAUAAGCCGAAUUUGGCUGCUCCUGGAACUGGAAAGAAGACAACAUUCGCCGAUGAAUAG